Molecule: messenger RNA, 796 nt
Organism: Phlebotomus argentipes
Lineage: Eukaryota; Metazoa; Arthropoda; Insecta; Diptera; Psychodidae
Product: LHFPL tetraspan subfamily member 2 protein
Exons: 3
Coding region: 129-791 (220 amino acids)
Cellular component (GO): membrane
Source: RefSeq, a predicted model, not a curated record
AAAUUGAAUUAGGGUGUGUCUAUUGUGUACCGCGGAACAAUGAGAGGACUCAAUUAGACACUCCGCUCAGGUUUCUUCCCGUCUUCUGCGCGUCUCCGAAUCUCUGAUCCGCCGCGUCUCCGGCCAAGAUGUGCUACGUGAUCAUCACCGGCCGGAGUCUGCUCUGGUUCCUCCUGAGCCUCGUGGCGGCGAUGCUCACCGUUUCCGCCGUCGUGUCGCCCAAGUGGCUCAUCGGCCCGGAAGUGUUCGUGGUGAAGAACAACUUCACGGCCCAGGAGCGCCGCCCUUCGCUCGGCAUCUACACGAGAUGCACUAUGAUGGUGGACGGACACUUCCACUGCGGCCCUUUUGACUUCGACGGCCUUUUCACGGACUCCUCCGUGUACCCCACCGAGUUCAAGGCCUGCAUGUUCUUCAUCUCGCUGGGACUCUUCGUGCUGUCGGUCACUGUCUGCCUCACGCUCGUCACGUGCUGCCGGCAGUCGCUGCUGGGCAAGAGCAUCCACACCAUCACCGGCUCGGCGCAGGCUUUCGCCGGCAUCUCCAUCAUGGUCGCUCUCUUCCUGCACCCGCUCGGCUGGGGCGCCGCGCGCGUGCUGCGCCUCUGCGGCGACUCCGAGGCCUUCUACCCAGGCGACUGCGCCAUCGGCUGGGCGCUGUACUGCGCCGUGGUCGGCAUGAGCCUCGCCUUCCUCUGCGCCCUGAUCAGCCUCAAGGCCGAAUCCGCCAACAUGAGCGCCUCCGUGAAGCGGCGCGUCGAGGCGGGCGAGCGCCUCGUGCUCUUCCUCUAGCCGCU